Molecule: messenger RNA, 4822 nt
Organism: Prinia subflava (tawny-flanked prinia)
Lineage: Eukaryota; Metazoa; Chordata; Aves; Passeriformes; Cisticolidae
Product: ovotransferrin-like
Exons: 25
Coding region: 115-3201 (1028 amino acids)
Biological process (GO): antibacterial humoral response; iron ion transport
Cellular component (GO): plasma membrane; extracellular region; recycling endosome
Source: RefSeq, a predicted model, not a curated record
GUUCCUCUAUAAAAGGGGCGGAAAGCGGUUCCAGAGCCAUCACAGACCUGGAGGGGACGGUCUGUGACCAAGGCUGCUGCACCCCUCCCUCGGCACCCGACCCCCUGCUCAAGCAUGAAACCCGCUCUCCUCGCUGUGCUGUCCUUCGGGAUAGUGGCUCUGUGUUUUGCUGCUCCCCAAAAGCCAAGCAUCAGGUGGUGCACAAUAUCCUCAGCAGAAGAGAAAAAAUGCAAUAACCUGAAGGACCACAUGCAACAGGAGAACUUUGCUUUCAGUUGCCUGCAGAAAGCAUCGUACCUCGACUGCAUAAAAGCCAUUUCGAAUACUGAAGCAGAUGCCAUUAGCUUGGAUGGAGGUCAAAUUUUUGAGGCAGGCCUUGCUCCCUACAAGCUGAAGCCCAUUGCUGCUGAGGUCUAUGAACACAGUGAAGGCUCCACCACCAGCUACUACGCGGUGGCCGUUGUGAAGAAAGGAACGGGCUUCUCCAUAGACGAGCUGCGGGGCAAGACCUCGUGCCACACGGGGCUGGGCCGGUCUGCGGGCUGGGUCAUCCCCAUCGGGAUCCUCACCCACCGCGGCGACAUCGAGUGGGACGGCAAGGACUCGGGCUCCAUCGAGCAGGCCGUGGCCAAUUUCUUCUCUGCCAGCUGUGUUCCCGGUGCCACCACUGAACCCAAACUGUACCGUCAGUGCAAGGGCGAUGCCAAGACCAAAAUGUCCCGCACAGGACCUUAUUCUGGAUAUUCUGGAGCUUUUCACUGUCUGAAAGAUGGGAAAGGAGAAGUGGCUUUCGUGAAACACACAACUGUUCAAGAAAAUGCCCCAGCUGAGAAGGACGAGUACGAGCUGCUGUGUCUGGAUGGCACCCGCCAGCCCGUGGACAACUACAAGGCCUGUCACUGGGCCAGGGUCCCUGCUCACGCCGUUGUGGCUCGAGAUGACAGCAAGGUCAAUGACAUCUGGAACUUCCUCUCCAAAGCACAGGAAAAAUAUGGCGUGGGCACAACCAGCACCUUCCACCUCUUUGGGCCACCUGGCAAGAAGGACCCAGCCCUCAAAGACUUGCUUUUCAAAGACUCUGCAGUACAGCUGAAGCAAAUCCCGUCACUGAUGGAUGCUCAGCUCUACCUGGGCUUUGAGUAUUACAGUGCUGUCCAGAGCCUCCAGGAAGAUCGCCUGACCCCCAGCCGCAGGGGCAGCAAGGUCCAGUGGUGUGCCAUUGGCAGGGAUGAGAAGAAGAAGUGUGAUGUCUGGAGCGUGAUGAGCAACGGGGAUGUGGAGUGCGUUGUGGCAGAGGACACCAAGGAAUGCAUCACGAAGAUCAUGAAAGGUGAAGCAGAUGCCAUCAGCUUAGAUGGAGGCUUUGUCUACACUGCCGGCGUGUGUGGCUUGGUGCCAGUGAUGGCAGAGAGCUACGAGGAAAAUCACUGCGGGUCACAAGAAGAACCAGCAACCUACUUUGCUGUGGCUGUUGUGAAGAAGUCUGACAAGGAUAUCAGCUGGAACAACCUGCAGGGUAAGAAGUCGUGCCACACCGCCGUGGGGAGAACUGCUGGCUGGAACAUCCCCAUGGGCCUGAUCCACAACAGGACAGGCAACUGCAACUUCGAUGAAUACUUCAGCCAGGGCUGUGCUCCCGGGUCUCCUCCCACCUCCCGGCUGUGCCAGCUGUGCAAGGGCUCCGGGGGGGUCCCUCCGGAGAAGUGCGUGGCCAGCAGCCACGAGCAGUACUACGGCUACACCGGAGCUCUACGGUGUCUGGUUGAGCAGGGGGAUGUGGCCUUUAUCAGGCACACCACUGUUGAGGAGAACACUGAUGGCAAAAAUACAGAAAGCUGGGCCAAAGAUCUGAAAAUGAACCAAUUUGAGUUGCUGUGCACUGAUGGGCAGCGGGCAAAUGUCAUGGACUACAGGAGAUGCAACCUGGCCAGAGUCCCUACCCACGCUGUGAUGGCACGUCCUGAGAAGGCACAGCAAGUCCGUGAGAUGCUGGAGAACCAAGAGAGGCUGUUUGGAGCAAAAGGAACCAGGAAUAAAGAUUUCAAUAUGUUUGCAUAUGAAACCAAGGAUCUUCUGUUUAAAGACCGGACAAAGUGCCUGAUCAAGCUCCAAGAUGGAACAUCAUACAAGGAAUUCCUCGGAGAGAAAUACUAUGCUUCACUUGCCAGCCUCAACACCUGCAAUCCAUCAGAUCUUCUCCAGGUGUGCACCUUCCUUGAGGACAAGACAGCGACAGAACUGGUGACCUUGGCAGCGCUGGGGUCGGAGAGCCUUUCCAGCCUAAACCAUUCCAUGUUUCUGCAGGCUCCCCCGGCGGGUCCCUCCCGCUCCAGCUCCUCAGGGAGAACUACAGCUCCCAUCGGCCCCCGCGCUCCGCCCUUCCCGGCGUGCCGCGCGGCCGGAAGCGGAAGUGUGUUGUGGCCACGUGUGCGGGCCAUGGCGGGCGGGCUGGAGCCGCACCUGGAGGCGCUGCGGCGGGAGCUGCACGGCCCCGCCGUGCUCUCCGUGCUCGUCGCGCUAAUCGCCGUCGCCAUCACCUUCCUGAUCUGGCGGUUCGUGCAGGGCAGGAGGAGCAGCCGCAAGGCCGUGCUGCUGCUGGGCCUCUGCGACGCGGGGAAGACGCUGCUUUUCGCGCGGCUGCUGUCGGGGCGCUACCGCCACACCCAGACCUCCAUCACCGACAGCUCCGCCGUGUACAGGCUCAGCCAGGACAAGAGCACCAGUGUGACCUUGAUCGACCUUCCAGGCCAUGAGAGCCUGAGGCUGCAGUUCCUGGAGAGGUUCAAGGCCGCAGCCAGAGCCAUCGUGUUCGUGGUGGACAGCGUGGCCUUCCAGCGGGAGGUGAAGGACGUGGCGGAAUUCCUGUACCAGGUGCUGGUGGACAGCACCGUGCUCCGGAACGCGCCCGCGCUGCUCAUCGCCUGCAACAAGCAAGAUGUCACAAUGGCAAAAUCAGCAAAACUCAUCCAGCAACAGCUGGAGAAAGAGCUCAAUACUCUGCGGGUGACACGCUCUGCAGCCCCCACCAGCCUGGAGGCCACCGGGGGCCCUGCCCAGCUGGGCAAGAAGGGAAAGGACUUCGACUUCUCCCAGCUGCCCAUGAAGGUGGAGUUUGUGGAGUGCAGUGCUCGAGGCAGCAAGGGAGAGGAGGGAGAGGCUGACUUGGAGGGCCUGGAGAAGUGGCUGGUGAAGGUGGCCUGAACAGGGAUGGACAGGGCUGGGGGGCUGAAGGGGAAAAGAUGGUGUGGAGCACUCAAAUCUCAUCGUGAUGUAAAUAGAAGGAACUUCAGCUGGAAGUCAGCACUGUAGUGUCUUCCUCUGCUGCUCAUGGGCUUGGGAGUGAUGUGAGAAUUGCUGGUGUGAUUCCCUCUGACUGUUCCUUCAUGCUGCAAUGGUUUUGUCCUCUCCCCUCUUCCCUUGCCCUCCUCUGGGCUUUUCUUUUUCCUUAAUCUUUAGGCUUUUCAUUCAAUAGUUUCCAAGCAAAUUAGGGAGGAAUGCACUGGCAGGAGAUUUUUAGAGCCUGGAGUGUGCCUGUCAUUUCCUGCAGUGGUUUAGACCCCUGUUGCCUCUCAGAGCCACUGACCACCUCAUGGUUGGGGCUGCUGGGGAGCACUGCACAAAGCUGCUUAAGUUGGGCAGGCAUUGAGAGAGUGUAAAAGGUGGUUUCCUCUUUGUGUCUGCCUUCCCAUUGCUCCAAACUGGUGCAGCCCAAUUUCUGUGGGGCUGGAGGAGUGAAAUGCCCAAACCAGACUGCCUGCCCUGCUUUACUCCCUGUACUCUGUGCCCAUGUCUGGUGAUUUCCUCACUUGACCAGCUCCUGGGAGGUUUUCUUCAGCUGAGGGCUGUGUCCUGAAAGCUUCACUCUGCUUCUCCUUCCAGGCUCUCCUCCCACAGCCAGGAGCAAACACUCAAAGAGUGGCAGAGCUACAGGGGGUCAUGGCAUGAACCUGUGACAUGGGCACAGUUUCAGAUCUGUCCCUGCCUCUGGGGCUGUCGUGCCAGGCAUUUGCUGUGCAUCUCCUGCUGCCUCCUGCUCCAGUGGCUGCAGGAAGGUCUUGCUUUGUGUGGAGUUAAUUAGUCAGCACUUGAGGCAAAGUGAGAGGGAAAGUCGAGGAGCUGCCAGCACGUGGGUGUGCUUCUUCCUCAUGGCAGAGAUGCUCGAGGAAGAGGGGAAAGAAAUGGGAGAUUUUCCCACUGAGUGUUUCAGUGCACAUUGCAGAGUCCUCAUGCAGUGACAUUUUCCCUUCCUUUGUGCUUCCCCUGUUGUUUUAGGGUUGAGGGGGUGGGUGGCUCCUGGCAAACCCUUUUUGUAGUUUGUAGCCCCCUCCCCGCUGUGGUUUGAUGCCUCCUUCACCACUCAACUCAUCUGUUGUGUUCUUUUCCUUCUCUGGAGCUUUUCCUACCUCCCUGCAGCAUUGCCAAGUGUUGGGAAGAGCAGGAACAGCCUUCAGCAAAGCCCUGUGCCUGCAGUGAAACUGGUCCUUGCAUUUCCACCCUCAGGAACCAUCCCUGCCAGAGGUGGGGAGGGUUAUAUUUACCAAACAUGUCAUAUUCUUCUGUUUCCUGCAGACAGAGUCCUGUUGGGACAUGUUUGUCAUGCUUUGAACUGCUCUAGCUGGGGGUCUUGGGCUGCCUGCUUUGAAUCCAUAAUGCUGAAGUGAUUUUGGGCAAAAAAUGCUGUUUCUUUGGGUGAUUGUUCUUGCAAAGACACAGAAGCCAAGCACCAGCCUCAUCUUAAAGGGGGGAAGGUACCAUGAGGUUGUGGUGGGUUUUAAGUUAUUCUUUUUAAAAGUAUUCCUUAAGUAAAUUCUUUUUUGCUUAA